Molecule: messenger RNA, 2417 nt
Organism: Plectropomus leopardus (leopard coralgrouper)
Lineage: Eukaryota; Metazoa; Chordata; Actinopteri; Perciformes; Serranidae
Gene: st6galnac6
Product: ST6 (alpha-N-acetyl-neuraminyl-2,3-beta-galactosyl-1,3)-N-acetylgalactosaminide alpha-2,6-sialyltransferase 6
Biological process (GO): ganglioside biosynthetic process; oligosaccharide metabolic process
Molecular function (GO): alpha-N-acetylgalactosaminide alpha-2,6-sialyltransferase activity
Source: RefSeq, a predicted model, not a curated record
CCGCAAAGGCCAUGAAACGGUAAACACGGGAUUAACGCUGGACUCAAUUAUCACGCUUUGACAUGUCAAUUUAGAUAUGAUGACAGUCAGUCACAGCCAGUGUGUUGGUACACAGCCUGAUCAGACAGCAUGGGGCUCAAGCUCGGUGGCCACAAGGGACAGCAGAACCACAGGCUGGUGAUCUUCGCAGCCAUCGUCGUCCUAAUGACACUCCUCAUCCUGUAUGGCUCCAACAACGUCAACGAUGCAGUAUACACUCCUUUCCAUGUGGCUACAAAUUACGCUGUCAAGGCCACGGAUCUAAAGAAGUGGUCUGGGAAAGACGGUUAUGUGCCUUUUCAUGGGAACAAGAGUAUGAACCUACAGUGUCAUAACUGUGCACUGGUGACGAGCUCCAGCCAUGUCCUGGGUAGCCAUGCCGGAGAAGAGAUCGACAGUACGGAGUGCGUGAUUCGUAUGAACGACGCACCCACGCUAGGGUUCGAGACUGACAUAGGAAAAAAGACCUCUCUGAGGGUCAUAGCCCACUCCAGUGUGUUCAGGGUGGUCCGGCGGCCCAAUGAGUUCCUGCAGAGGCCAGACAGCAACCCUAUGAUCAUUUUCUGGGGACCCCCAAACAAAAUUGCGAAGGAGUCCAAAGGAACCUUGUACAGGUUGAUCCAGAGAGUCAGUAUGACCUACAGCAACUUGUCUUGCUUCAGUAUCACAGCCAACAAGAUGCGCAAAUUUGACAGUCUGUUUCAAAGGGAGACGGGACGAGAUAGACAAAAAUCUCACUCGUGGUUGAGCACAGGCUGGUUCACCAUGGUCAUAGCCAUCGAGAUAUGUGAUAACAUCAAAGUAUAUGGGAUGGUUCCACCCAAUCACUGUGGAAAAUCCAAACCGGGGUCCAAGAAGAUGCCCUACCACUACUACAAGCCCAGGGGGCCUGACGAAUGCGUAACGUACAUACAGAACGAAGGCAGCCGAAGAGGGAACCACCAUCGCUUUAUCACAGAGAAACAAGUGUUUGCACGCUGGGCAAAGCAGUACAACAUCACCUUCACUCACCCCAACUGGUGAAAAGACUUUUGUGAAAACCACAAAGGGAUCUCUCUGCACUCACAGAGGCCGAUUGGGAGCUGCGGGCUGACGAACCCAAAUGAGCCUUCAAAAAGCCACAUGAUGAAUAACCGCUAUUUUCAGAAAUCGCCAGGAGGAAGUAAGAGAUUUCGGUAAAAACUAUUAUUAGCGGACCAAAUGACCAAGGAAGACAGUGCAGGAUUGCACUUUAGAGAGGAAAUACUAUAUUGUGUAUAUUCCACAUUGACAUGUGGUGGCGUCUGACAGGUGUUUUUGUAAAUAGCAGAGAAUUUUUACAUGUUUAUAAUAUUUUUGUUAUUAUGUAUUGAAAAUGCACUUCUGUUCUGACAUGUUGAGGGGGGAUUACAUCACCAGACAUAGAUAUAAAUGAGUGGCCUACAAAACACUGUAUUCAAUUAACUUCCCAUGAGCCGCCCAUCACACAGAGAUUAUACCACGCAAUAAUCACUGACCAUCAGCUGACCAAUAAUUUAAUCUAUAUGUACAUUGGAGCCCUAUGAUGCAUUAUUUGAGCACUGUGGUUGGGAGCAGUAAAAGUUACAGAGCUAAAAUCAUAUUUUCUUCACAAUCUUAGCUUGAAUAAUAUAAACAUUGACAUAUUUUGAUUUGAUAUUUUGAAAAACAACUAAAGUCUUAACAUGAGCAAAAAUUGUAUUUAAAUCAGGAAAUAUCCGAUUCAUAAGUAAACACGACUGCCUGCAUACUGUACAUGGUGCUACAGAUACUGUUUGUUGAUUCAACAGCGACUAAUUACACCACUGUUUGUGCGUCAGUUAUUCUUUUUGUACUAACAGGACACAUUCAGACUGCAGAGAUUAUGUGGUACCAAAUGUAUUCUAAAGAUAAUGAUUGCCACAUUAGACAGGCUAAUUAUUUAUACCUUAAUUUGAAGGUAUUAGUUUUUCAUUGUAACAUUUUGCUGCACUAGAUUUUGAUUUGAAUGUUUAUAUGGAAUUUAGACUAUACACAUAAAAAUGUUGCCUCAUGAACUUAAACCUUUUUACCUCAGUGGCAUACCAGCGCAUGCAGCUUUAGUUCAAAUAGUCCACAGAAUGCAUUAUGGUCAUGUUAUGUAUCAGUAUGUUGCUCUUAGGACUGCACGAUUCAAGUGAAAUAGCAAUUUUAAAACUAAACGUGAGGCGGAAACGGGUGCAGUUUCCGAAACGACGUUGCCUUUCGCAAGUAAUGUUAACAUUUUUGUCAGUAUUCAUCUUCAGGAGAGGCACGCAGUGUGCUUGAUUAGUUGUGAUCAGAAACCUGUAUGAUCUAAUUCUUUGAAAUCAAUGCUCAACUAUGAAUACAAGAGACACACACAUCUACUGUGUGUGGAACUU